Molecule: messenger RNA, 666 nt
Organism: Achroia grisella
Lineage: Eukaryota; Metazoa; Arthropoda; Insecta; Lepidoptera; Pyralidae
Exons: 2
Coding region: 1-666 (221 amino acids)
Source: RefSeq, a predicted model, not a curated record
AUGGAGACCAUCUUGUCGCCGCCAUUGCCUUUCACAUUUGAGGAGGGCAUGCUGGAUUCUUCGGGAAGAUUGUGUGACAAUUGGGAGAAAUGGAAAAAAGGUUUCAAGAUAUAUUUUUGUGCGUGUGAGUUGGAAAAGAAAUCUGCAAGUAUUCAAAUGAACAUAUUAUUGCAUGUUAUUGGAGAACAAUGUCGUGAAAUUAUUGAUCAGUCAACGGAACGUAUAAAUAACUUAGACGGUGUUUUUAAAAAAUUGGACGAUCAUUUCAAAAUUAAAAAGAACGUUACGGUGGAACGUCAUAAGUUUUUUACAAGAUCGCAAAAAGAAAAUGAAUCUAUUGAGCAAUAUGUUUUGGAUUUAAAGAAAUUAGCACAAACAUGUGAAUUUGGAAUUUUGAAUGAAGAUUUAAUAAAAGACAGAUUAGUGUGUGGAUUACAUAGUUCUACUAUUAGAGAGCGGUUAUUACGAGAAGAUGAUUUAACGCUAAAUAAAGCUAUGGAUAUAUGUCGAGCGGUGAUAGUUUCCCGAGUAUAUUCAGAUAAUAUAAAACAAGAAAAAGAUAUGAUAUGCGAUAUCAGUGACCAAUCGAAAGCGGCCGUCAAAAUGAUGAAGCUGGACCGUCCCGGGUAUCGAAGUGGGGAACACGUGCGUCGUUGCCGCCGCUGA